This is a messenger RNA of Gekko japonicus, 1902 nucleotides long. It is a transcript of the gene PTGER4, whose product is annotated as prostaglandin E receptor 4. The record is from RefSeq and is a predicted model, not a curated record. Gene Ontology annotation, cellular component: plasma membrane. Lineage: Eukaryota; Metazoa; Chordata; Lepidosauria; Squamata; Gekkonidae. Gene Ontology annotation, biological process: cellular response to prostaglandin E stimulus; negative regulation of inflammatory response; adenylate cyclase-activating G protein-coupled receptor signaling pathway. Gene Ontology annotation, molecular function: prostaglandin E receptor activity. The transcript has 2 exons. The coding region runs from base 221 to 1633 and encodes 470 amino acids.
AAGAAAAAGCCUAGCUCCCCCGCCCCAUCCCGGUCGAGAUCUACCUUUGAAAUACAAGAUCUCUUCCCUUCAGAUGCGUAGCAGAUCCUCUGCCCUUUGGACGCUCGUUCGCACUUGUGACUUUCCGUCUUGAAAAAGAAAAUCACCGCCGCCACACACACACACACACACACACACACCCCCGGGCGACCGACCCCUCAUCAAUUCUUUCAACCACACCAUGAUCCCUUCUGCCAACGGCUCCUCCAACGAGACCGCCGGCGGGGCUGCCGAGAGCGGCCGAGCCCCGACCAUUCCCACGAUCAUGUUCAUCUUCGGGGUGGUGGGCAACUUGAUCGCCAUCGUCGUGCUCUGCAAAUCCCGGAAGGAGCAGAAGGAGACGACUUUCUACACGCUGGUGUGCGGCUUGGCGGUCACCGACCUCCUGGGCACCUGCUUGGUCAGCCCGGUCACCAUCGUCACCUACCUGCAGAAUAAGUGGCCCGGGGGGGACCAGCUGUGUGAAUACAGCUCCUUCAUCCUGCUCUUCUUCGGGCUCUCUGGACUCAGCAUCAUCUGCGCCAUGUCGAUUGAGAGGUACCUGGCCAUCAACCACGCGUACUUCUAUAACCAUUACGUGGAUAAGAAGCUGGCCGGGCUGACCCUCUUUGCCAUCUACGUCUCCAAUGUCCUCUUCUGUGCUUUGCCCAGCAUGGGGCUGGGCAAAACCACCCUGCAGUACCCCAAGACGUGGUGCUUCAUAGACUGGCGGACAAACGUGUCCACCUAUGCCGCUUACUCGUACAUGUACGCCGGCUUCAGCUCCUUCUUGAUCAUGGUCACCGUGGUCUCCAACGUCUUGGUUUGCAUGGCUCUCAUCCGCAUGCACCGCCAGUUCAUGCGGCGCACCUCCUUGGGGACGGACACCGCCUCCAGCCGCUUGUCAGACUUUCGCCGGCGCAGGAGCUUCCGACGCAUGGCCGGGGCAGAGAUCCAGAUGGUUAUUUUGCUCAUUGCCACAUCCUUGGUUGUGCUGAUUUGCUCCAUUCCUCUAGUGGUGCGCGUCUUUGUGAACCAGCUCUACCGGCCACCCGUAGUGAUGGCCAUCCAGAAAAACCCAGACCUGCAGGCCAUCCGCAUCGCUUCGGUCAACCCCAUCCUCGACCCCUGGGUGUACAUCCUCCUCCGCAAGACGGUGCUGAGCAAAGCCAUUGAGAAGGUCAAAUGUCUCUUCUGCCGCAUCGGAGGGGCCCACCGGCAGCACUCGGGAAGCAACUGCAACUGCACCGACGGCCGCAGGGCCUCGGUGGCCACGGCCAACCAUUCGCCAUCCUUCAUCUCUCGAGAACUGAGGGAGGUCAGCAGCACCUCCCAGACUCUUCUGUACCCCCUCGAGCCGAGCGAAGGCAUGGCUGGAGGGCGUAUGCUCUUGCCGGGAGCCACCAGCAGCCUGGCCCAGUCAGACACUACGUCCAUAAGGACACUGAGGAGCUCAGAUACCUCAGACUCGUCACAGGGUCAGAACUCCGAGAAGGUGUUUCUGGUGAACGAACUCCGGCCUGAUGGCGAGAUUGGCGCCGCCGCCUCCAAAGGCAGCUCUCUGCAAGUAACCUUCCCUUGUGAGACGCUGAACUUGUCUGAGAAGUGCAUAUGAGCAAAAGGAAGGAAGGAGGGACUGGUACGAUGGACAUAUCAGAUGUCAACCCAUCUGUGGGUCCUGCUGCUGCUGAGGUGCAGCCAAUGCCUAUGGGCGUGCCUACGGGCGUUUUCGCUUUCUCAGUCUGAUGGGAACCGUGUAGCCAUUCAGAGCGAGGUGAACUGGGAAGGGGCACCCAUGAGAGACAAAAUGGCAGCCAUCAGAGGUAGAAUCAAGCAUCCUAACGGCUUGGGAUGCUACACCUGGGCACUCUAGAUGUGCUGUUU